Neoarius graeffei (lesser salmon catfish) is the source of this 3498-nucleotide messenger RNA. It is a transcript of the gene cdh2, whose product is annotated as cadherin 2, type 1, N-cadherin (neuronal). Gene Ontology annotation, cellular component: postsynaptic density; plasma membrane; presynaptic active zone membrane. Gene Ontology annotation, biological process: synapse assembly; calcium-dependent cell-cell adhesion; blood vessel morphogenesis. Gene Ontology annotation, molecular function: calcium ion binding; cadherin binding. The coding region runs from base 116 to 2806 and encodes 896 amino acids. The record is from RefSeq and is a predicted model, not a curated record. The transcript has 16 exons. NCBI's taxonomy places the organism in Eukaryota, Metazoa, Chordata, Actinopteri, Siluriformes, Ariidae.
GACAGCAUCGAGCGGAUCACACUGUCGCUUCAUGCCGCCUACACUGCAGCUGCUGGACCAAACACUAUAACCAUCUACACUGCAAACGGGGGAGAAAUUAUACAGAAAUCGCACCAUGUACCGUAAGGGAGGUGUGGUGCUGAUGCUCGUCACUGCUUUACAGGUGGUUUUGCAGGCUGCGGGGACCAUGCCAUGUCAGCCAGCCUUCACCCAGCAAGAGUACAGCGUUGUUGUCAAUGACAUCAUUACUGAGGGACAGGCCCUACUUAAAGUGAGCUUCAUGGACUGUGGGAGAGGUUCCAGUCUGCGCUUUGAGAGUGGUUACCCGGCAGACUUUCGGAUAGGAGAAGAUGGCACGGUGUAUGCCACACGAACUAUGCGAGCAUCAGACAGGAAGGGAUGGAGCCUAGAGAUCACUGCAAAAGAUAUGGAGACACAUGAGGUGUGGCUAACUCAUGUCACCUUCGCACUACACGACAUGCCAAAACAGGUGCCUGAGAUCGUGUUUCCAUUGCGCAGCGUUGUUGUCGGGGGUGACAGGAGCGUGAGCCGCGUGAAGAGAGACUGGGUCAUCCCUCCUAUCAAUGUACCUGAAAACUCCCGAGGACAAUUCCCAGAGGAGCUUGUCAAAAUCCGUUCAGACAGAGAUAAGAUUAACACACUGCGCUACAGUGUGACAGGACCAGGAGCUGAUCAGAAUCCUACCGGCCUCUUCAUCAUCGACCCUAUCACGGGACAGCUGUCCGUCACUAAGCCUCUAGACCGAGAACAGAUCUCCAACUUCCAUCUGCGUGCUCAUGCUGUGGACAUUAAUGGCAAUCAGAUGGAAAAUCCCAUUGAUAUUGUCAUCAAUGUUAUCGACAUGAAUGACAACAGACCGGAGUUUUCUCAUCAAAUCUGGAAUGGCACAGUGGACGAAGUUGCCAAGCCAGGCACAUUUGUGAUGACAGUCACAGCACAAGAUAAGGAUGACCCCAACGCAGCCAAUGGCAUGCUGAGAUACAAGAUCCUCUCCCAGAGUCCUGACACUCCCUCCACCAACAUGUUCACCAUCAAUAACAAGACAGGCAAAAUCAUCACUGUAGCCGCAGGCCUCGACAGAGAGAAAGUGUCCCAGUACACUCUGAUCAUCCAGGCCACUGAUAUGGAGGGAAAUCCAACAUAUGGCCUGUCCAACACUGCUACUGCUAUCAUACGCCUGCUUGACGUCAAUGACAACGCACCAGAAUUCACCAGAGAAACAUUCUACGGAGAGGUGCCUGAGAACCGUGUGAAUGUGAUUGUGUCUAAUCUGACAGUGACCGAUAAAGACAAGCCAAGCACACCAGCCUGGAAUGCGGUGUAUCGCAUCACAUCCGGAGACCCGACUGGACGCUUCUCCAUCCCCACUGACCCAACCACCAAUGAGGGCCUUGUCACUGUGGUUAAGCCCAUAGACUAUGAGAUAAACCGUUCAUAUUUGUUAACUGUGGUAGCCGAGAAUGAAGUGCCACUGGCGGGAGGGAUCCACCGCACCCGCCAAUCAACAGCCACCAUUUCCAUACGCAUCAUCGACGUGAAUGAGAGUCCCAACUUUGAACCCAACCCCAAACAGAUCAAAUUGGAUGAGGGACUUCCUGCAGGAUCAAUGCUCACCACAUUUAUAGCUCACGACCCUGACAGACACAUGCAGCAGACUAUCAGGUACUCAAAGGUAUUUGAUCCAGCUAACUGGCUGGAAAUUGACCCAAAUAAUGGGCGAAUCUCCACCAUCGCCCUACUUGACCGUGAAUCCCCGUAUGUCAGAAACAACCUCUACAAUGCUACCUUUAUGGCCUCUGAUAAUGGUAUUCCUCUUGCGAGUGGAACAGGUAUACUGCAGAUCUACCUGUUGGAUAUUAAUGAUAAUGCACCACGCGUCUUUCCCCAAGAAACCGAGGUGUGUGAGAGACCCAACCCCAACGCAAUCAACAUAACAGCUGUGGAUGGAGACCUGAACCCCAAUGCUGGGCCUUUUGCUUUCGAGCUUGCCAACCGACCCGCUGAUGUUCGCCGCAACUGGACACUCACUCGUCUCAGUGGUGACUAUGUCCAGUUGAGCCUGAAAAUCGGGCACCUCCAGAGCGGAAUCUACGAGGUUCCCAUCAUCAUCACAGACUCUGGAAACCUGCCGAUGGCAAACACAUCACACCUGCACGUGAAGGUGUGCCAGUGUGAUCACCAUGGAGACUGUGUGGAUAUGGAGCGCAUUAUGGCUGCCGGUUUGGGUACUGGAGCCAUCAUUGCCAUCCUCAUCUGCAUCAUCAUCCUGCUGGUGCUAGUGCUGAUGUUCGUGAUGUGGAUGAAGAGGAGAGAUAAGGAGCGGCAGGCGAAGCAGCUGCUGAUCGACCCGGAGGACGAUGUGCGAGACAACAUCCUCAAAUACGACGAGGAAGGCGGAGGAGAGGAAGACCAGGAUUAUGAUCUGAGUCAGCUGCAACAGCCAGACACUCUGGAGCAUGACCUGGUGAAGCCAGUUGGAAUCCGCCGGCUGGAUGAACGCCCGCUGCAUCCGGAGCCCAGCUACCCACUUCGUUCUGCUGCUCCACACCCUGGAGACAUCGGAGACUUCAUCCAUGAGGGUCUGAAGGCAGCCGAUACAGACCCCACGGCUCCUCCGUAUGACUCUUUGCUGGUGUUUGACUAUGAGGGCAGCGGCUCCACUGCCGGCUCACUCAGCUCACUGCACUCAUCUAGCUCUGGAGGCGAGCAGGACUACGACUACCUCAAUGAAUGGGGACCACGGUUUCGCAAACUAGCCGACAUGUACGGCGGAAAUGACGACUAAAGCACCCAGGCGUUACAGAAAAAAAAUUUAAAUAGAAAAUUUAAAAAAAGUGGCACUUUUUUAAAACAUGGGACACAGGACAGUGUGUAAAAUUAGAAAGAAGAAUAUUUCCCCAAUGAGAAAAUGAGACAGAGGGGAAGGAAGAUCACCAUGGCAACACUACUGGCUCCUUCCAGGCUUUGUGCCAAAGCCAAAGAGCACAAGGUGAUGGAAUCUGGACUCCAUCUCUGGAUCAGGCCAGUUUGUUGCCCAAGACUGCAGGACCAUCGGUGCAAAAAAUGAACAACACUGAAGGAAUGCUCAAAGAACAUUGAACCGAAUGCUCAGUUACACUUGAAUCUCACAGUACAGAAGCACUGGGAUAUUAUGUGCCUUUUUGUACAUUUUUUGAUUGAUUGGUUUCAAUUCAUUUGCUUUAUUGGCUCUGAGUUUUGGAGUAGUUCUGUUGUGAGCCUGUUUAUAGAAUACGGUUAUGCUUCAACACACUUCUGUUUGUACAUCAUAGCAUGGCGCUGUUAGACGCCAUCACGCCUUGCCCUGAAGUAAAAAUGAGACUGAGAGAACAGCAUUGUACAGUAUGCUAGAAAUUAGAUGUCAAGUUUCAUGUCAUUGUUUCUAUUUUCUCUCUCUCUUUUUUUUCACCAAAAGUUUAACUUAUGCAGACAGUGCAAAGGGGAAACCCUCAUCGUUGU